AAUGACAUCACAGCACACCAAGACCUGCCACAAACGCACUGAAAACAGAUGAGGGCCAAACAUAUUUCAGAUGUGUUUUCACUCCGAGCUGGGACACAGUUCAGCCUCCGUUCCAAAAGCCUGUGAAGCGAAACAAUCAGGACAUAAAACAGCUUUUGGAACAACUCUGUGAAAUAUGUCUGCUGGGCACAAAGAGGCUCCGCGAGACACUACAUGUCAAACUGGAGCUGUUGUUUUUUUCUCGAACCCUUUGAUGAGUGAUGUGGAAUCAGACUGGUCUCCAAUACAUGACGCAGCCUUUAAUGGACGUGUCCUCACUCUGCAAAGACUCAUUGCUCAGGGUAAACAUGUAAAUCUGAACACACUGGACCAGGUCUCUCCCCUCCAUGGAGCAUGUCAACAAGGCCAUGUGGCCUGCACCAAGCUUCUGAUAGAAAACGGAGCAAAUGUAAACAGUUCAACUGUGGAUGGACAAACACCUCUGUCAGAAGCCUGUGCCUGGGGCCAUGUGAGCUGUGUAUCGCUGCUUCUUCAAAAUGGAGCAACCCCCGUGAGCACCAGCCAUUCCAGCUCUCCAAUCCACAGGGCUGCAGCCAGAGGUCACCCAGAGUGCAUAGAGUCUCUUGUUGAGUUUGGUGCAGAUGUGGAUCAGUACAUCGACCAGUCAGGUUCUCCUCUCCAUGUCGCGUGCUCCAAUCAGCAUCUGAGUGCUGUGAGGAAACUGCUUCAACUCGGUGCUAGUGUGAACAACAGAGUGUCUGGUGACCUGCCCCUGCACAUCGCAGCUCGUCUGUCCAGCCCAGAGUUGGUGUCCGUCCUGCUUGACCACGGGGCUGACCGCUCCCUCAGGAACCUAGAGGGCAAACAGCCACUGGACAUUGCACCUCCCAACAGCCUGGCGGAGAGGCUGCUGAGACAAGCAGGAGGGGUGUCUCCUCUAACGCAGCUGUGCCGACUGGACAUCAGGAAGACUGUGGGCAAGCAAAGGCUGGGUGGGAUUCAUGACCUUCACCUCCCCACAGAACUGAAACAGUAUCUGCUUUACCAAUCAGACUCUCGAGGAAAUAUAAUGCACUGAAAAACUCCAACCUUUAAACUUCACAACCGGAGCAUUUCACUUCUAGGUCAAUAGGGGGCGGACUUGCAUAAUCUUGCAGAGAGAUGACAACAUCACAGUUCAUGGUGGUGAUAGUACUGAUAGUGUAAUUCUCCCAUCGUCACAAAUCUCCAAACAAACAGAUUCUCAAGAUCCAUCUGGACUUUUAAGUGGAGACUUAAAAGUCUUGGAGCAAGAUUUGAUCAUUAAAACUUCAUGAACAACAAUACAAACAUAAUUAAGAUGAGAAUAUGGGCUCAUAAGGUCCAAUAAAUGUUGCAAAAUUAAUGUUUAAUAUUCUGAAAUAAUCUUUGGAAUAUUACACAAUUCCAUAUUCAGCUAAUAUUGCUUUUUUUUGGUCACCGAUGAGAAAUAAAACUGUGAGACGCUG
Molecule: messenger RNA, 1487 nt
Organism: Toxotes jaculatrix (banded archerfish)
Lineage: Eukaryota; Metazoa; Chordata; Actinopteri; Toxotidae
Product: ankyrin repeat and SOCS box protein 9-like
Exons: 7
Coding region: 176-1078 (300 amino acids)
Biological process (GO): intracellular signal transduction; positive regulation of protein catabolic process; protein ubiquitination
Molecular function (GO): protein binding
Source: RefSeq, a predicted model, not a curated record